This is a messenger RNA of Aegilops tauschii subsp. strangulata, 3510 nucleotides long. Its product is annotated as putative receptor protein kinase ZmPK1. The record is from RefSeq and is a predicted model, not a curated record. Gene Ontology annotation, biological process: recognition of pollen; protein phosphorylation. Lineage: Eukaryota; Viridiplantae; Streptophyta; Magnoliopsida; Poales; Poaceae. Gene Ontology annotation, molecular function: protein serine/threonine kinase activity; ATP binding.
UGGCGUCGACCAGCAUAAAAACUCGACGAGCUUAGCUCUGGUGCACAUGUACCGAGACGUACACCGGAAAAACAAAGACCACGGCGCGCGAGCUGGUAGUAUCAUGAUGAGAGCGCUCGCAAUCCUCCUAGUGAUCACCACUGCGGCGACCUUGCCUCGCGUUGCGCUCGCGGCAAGCGAUGAUCGGCGCCGGACGAGCAUCCUGUGGCGCCGCGGGUCCAUCGCCGUGGGGGACGACGCCCUGGUGUCCCCGAGCGGCGACUUCUCGUGCGGCUUCCACCCCGUCGCCACCAACGCCUACGUGUUCGCCGUCUGGUUCACCGCCUCGGCCGAUCCGCGCACCCUCGCGUGGGCCGCCAACCGCGACGCCCCCGUGAACGGCAUGGGCUCCCGCGCCGAGCUUCUCGUGGACGGGACCCUGGUGCUGCGGGACUUCGACGGCCUGGCCACGUGGAGCACCAACACCAGCGGCACCGGCGCCGAUCGUGCGCAGCUGCUCGACACCGGCAACCUCGUCGUGUCCGACGCCACCGGCCGCACCCUGUGGCAGAGCUUCGACUGGCCCACCGACACGCUCCUCCCCGGGCAACUCAUCACGCGGCGCGCGCGCCUCGUGUCGGCAAAGGCGAGGGGCUCCACGUCCUCCGGCUACUUCAGCUUCUACUUCGACAAUUUCAACAUCCUCAACCUCGUCUACGACGGCCCGGAGAUCAACAUGAACUACUGGCCGGACCCCUUCAAAACGUGGGUGGAAAACAAGCGGACGGCCUUCAACAGCAGCCGACUCGGCCGCCUCGACGACCGUGGCCGCUUCUCGGCGACCGACAAUCUGCGGUUCGCCGCCUCCGACAUGGGCGCCGCCGGGCACGUCAUGCGGCGACUGACGCUGGACUACGACGGGAACCUCCGGGUGUACAGCCUCGACGUCGCCGGCGGCGGGGUCUGGCGCGCCACGUGGGCGGCGCUCUCGCGGCAGUGCAGCGUGCACGGGAUCUGCGGCCGGUACGGCGUGUGCGCAUACGGGCUGGCCGGGCCGGCUUGCGCGUGCCCCGAGGGGUUCGAGCCCAGCGACCCCGGCGACUGGAGCAAAGGCUGCCGGCGCUUGUUCGACAUCCAGUGCGGCGAGGACGUGUUCUUCGCCGAGCUGGCGAACGUGGACUACUGGGGGUUCGACAAAAAAUUCCGUCAGAAGGCCACCAUCGAUGAGUGCCGGCAGCUGUGCAUCGACGACUGCAGAUGCGAGGCGUUCGCCUACAAGAAGGGGGGAGGCGGCUUCUGCUACACGAAGGUCUCUCUGUGGAACGGUCGGAGCUCGGACCCCAUUCAGUUCAUGUACUUCAAGGUCCCUACACGCGUCGAGAAGAAGCUCAACCUGUCGUCCGUGUUGCGCUUGCGCUUCGACGGCCAUGACUGCAGCACCACGCAAGAACGAAACGCCAGCGUCGGCUACUCGCCCUCCCGUCACCUGAAGAACUACAACGGCAGCAAGAUAAAGUUCGUCUACCUGUACAGCUUCCUCGGGGGAUUGUUCGUCGUGGAAGCCGUCGUCAUCAUCGCCGGCUACCUGUUCGUCUUCCGGGCCGACCCGGCCGCGGUCCAACGCGUCCACGACGAUGGCUACACCUUGGCGAUGAGCCACUUCAGGAAGUUCACGUACGACGAACUGUCCAGCGCUACCUGCAAUUUUGGUGAGGAGCUCGGGAGGGGCGCUUCGGGGGCGGUGUACAAGGGCGUCUUGGACGACGGCCGGGACGUGGCCGUGUCGCGGCUGGUGGAGGUGACGACGCCGCAGGCCGAGGAGGUGUUCCGGUCGGAGCUGAGCGUCAUCGGGCGGAUCAACCACAUGAACCUGGUCCGGAUAUGGGGCUUCUUCUCCGAGCGCUCGCACAGGCUCCUCGUCUCCGAGUACGUCGAGAACGGCUCGCUGGCCAAGGCCCUCUUCGGCGGCGAGCCCGCCCUGGGGUGGCCGUCGAGGUACAAGAUCGCCGUCGGCGUCGCCAAGGGGCUGGCCUACCUGCACCACGAGUGCCUCGAGUGGAUCCUGCACUGCGACAUGAAGCCGGAGAACGUUCUGCUGGACGCCGACCUGGAGCCCAAGAUCACCGGCUUCGGCCUGGUGAAGCUGCUGAGCCGGGAAGACGACGCGUGCGGCAAGGCGCCGUCCCCUGUCCAGCUGGGAACGAGGGGGCACGUGGCGCCGGAGUGGGCGCUGAGCCUCCCGAUCACCGGGAAGGCCGACGUGUACAGCUUCGGCGUCGUGCUCCUCGAGCUGCUCCGUGGGCAGAGGGUCAGCGAAUGGGCGGCGGUGGAGGGCGUGCCCGGAGGUGAUCAGCAGGCACGCGUGAACCUACAGGAGAUCGUAGCGUGGUUCCAGGACCAGACGCUGGAAUGCCAAGGUGACCGGUCGGCGCCGUGGCUGGAGGAGUUCGUGGAUGCACGGUUGCUCGGCGACUUCAACCGCUUGCAGGCGGCGGUGAUGCUGGAGGUGGCUGGCUCGUGCGUGGAGGAUGAUCCCAGCAGGAGGCCGAACAUGAACGCCGUUGCGCAGAAGCUUCUCUCGGCGCAGGAUGUAGUAGGCUCGGUGUCCCUGCGCCGUGUGUGUCCGGUUCCUUCCCAAGGCAUCAGUAGUCUGCACUUCGUCUGAAUCUCUUGCGAUCAGUAAUCUGCCAACGAGAAGUUUGGCAAUGUUGCUACUACAAAGGUGUACUCCGUGGUAAGUGAGAUGGAUCGGAGGGGAUACUGUUUUAGGCUGGGCAUGUAGGAGUAACUUAGAUUUAGCACUUUAGCUACAUGUCAGCUGACUGGGUUUUAACUUUUGGGUCAGUUGACUUUUUUAAUCAUUGAUUGCUGCUCCAAGAUGCGUGCUAGUUAUUUCUUUUCUGUUGUGUGUGCUGUCCUAUAUUGGCCCGGACGUUUUUUGAUUGAUUCCUAUUUUGGGUCGGUCGAUUUCUUGUUGGGCUAAGCCUGUUAAGUGUUUUCAUAUUAGGCUGUUUGUGUGUGUUUUUGCUUCUGUUUUUUGUCUGUUUUUCUGGGUAUAUUUUGGAUGUUGGGUGAACAAAAUAUAUACACGUAAGUAAUUUAUAAUACGUGUAUAAAUUGUAAUUGUGUGAAAAAUGCACUAUUAUGUGCUUAUGUCUUGCUACUAAAAUAGCGCAGUUUCACUAUAAUUGUAUUUUAUGUGAAAAUUCCACUACAAUAUGCAUAUUCUUGCAUAUUAUUGAAAGCGCAAUUUUGUAUAUAUAUUGUGUGUAAAUUUUGUUACUGUUUGAUUAUUUUAUAAUUUCUUUCUUCUUAAAGGGUAAUAUCAAUGCAACUAAUUCAUUCUUACUUAGAAAACUUCAUUAUCUUGAUUUUGUUUUAGUAGUUAUUUCAUAUAUUUUUUGAAGGGUAAUUCCAAAAUCACAAAUUCAUUUUUUCUUACAAAACUUCAUUAUUUUUUUGAUUUAGUGUUUGUUUCAUUUUCCUUUCUAAUGGUAAUACCAAUGUCACUAAUUUAUUCUUUCUUAGAAA